Glycine soja is the source of this 1855-nucleotide messenger RNA. RefSeq names its product transcription factor bHLH144-like. Gene Ontology annotation, molecular function: protein dimerization activity. The record is from RefSeq and is a predicted model, not a curated record. The coding region runs from base 831 to 1550 and encodes 239 amino acids. The transcript has 4 exons. NCBI's taxonomy places the organism in Eukaryota, Viridiplantae, Streptophyta, Magnoliopsida, Fabales, Fabaceae.
AAGAAAAAUUGUUCCCAAAAAAACUAAACGCAUUCUGGCUAAAAUUCUCUGCAUUUUCUUCGUCACAACAACCCUUCUCUGAUUCGUCUUCAAUUUUUGUUUCCAAAACCUUAGGUCUUGCUCUGUCGCUCACUGUGAUCUUUUUCCCCAAUUUGUUCCAUUUAGCGUUGUUGUCAAUUUGCAAAAUCAGGUCAGAUUUCUGUGUUUGUCGUUUCUGAUAAUCUGGAGUGGAGCUAGGUCAAGAUGCCGUGGGUUUCCUUGUUUGUGGAUCACAAAAGAAAUUGUGUUCGCUUGGUGGUGUUUUUUCGUGUGAUUCUGUAAUUUAAUUAGCUCAGGUGUAGUCCCAUUAGGUUGCGAAGCAACUCUUUUCAUUAGGUUGUUCUCCUUUUCAUUUCCAAAGCUGUUGGGGGGACUGAGGAUGUACUUUGCGGUAACAAUAAAGAGAUACCAAGCUGUGAAGGAAGUUGGACAAAUUAAAAUGAGUGUUGGAGUUAUUGGAUACAACCAAUUGAUGCUUGUUUGCCAGGCCGAGUAUUUUCGUCAGUUGCUUAAACCUGUUACGUAGUCUAGCAUUGAGGGACACCGGUUUAGGGGGGGGGAUUGCCUUAUAUUGUACUUCAUCAUUAUAAAGUUGCAGAGAGAUGAAGUUUUAAUUUGGAAAAGUUGCUAUUACUUCUUACAUGGAAAUUGAAAUCACCUUAGCACCUGCUGUUUAGUUUUAACAUUCCUUUAGGAACUUCCUUCCAGCCUUAGUACAGAAUAAUUGCCAGUUACAUAGGCUAAAUCAGCAUUGCUUGCUCGAACGUCAGUCAGAUUGAACAGAUAAUAUAAUGCAAACUCGGGAAUAUUUUCUCCCAGAUAAGAUGGGACUUCCUUUGGCUGAUGAGACCAUUGAUCCUCAUAUGCAUGCUCCACUUGCUUCUACCUUUGAUGCAUAUUUACCUCCAGGUGUGAGGCAGAUAACACCCAUUGAAAGAUUUAAAUUGCUACCCUCUGAGGCUUGCCCCAAGAACUUUGUCAUCUUUGAUCAAACAGAUCAACAAAGCAGGAUCAUGUUCCAUCCUGCAAUGACCUACAAAUUUGACAGUCCUAGCUUACAUGCUCAUGCUACUGGUUCUCAAGAUUUUGAGAAGAACAAAGUCAAUCAAAUGGAAAGAGAAUUGUCAUCUGCUUUUGAAGAAGAUCCUAAUGACAUUGAUGCAUUGUUGAGCAUAGGAGCGGAUGAACUAGAAGACUUUGACGAGGAAGAAGUCAGCACAGCAAGGACUCGUGAAAAAUAUGAAAGUUUAUCCGAUACUUGCUCCAGUUAUUGCUCAAAAUCAAGGAAGAAGAGGUCAUCAUCAUCAUCUUCUGUACAGAAGUCUUCUGGGGCUGGGGGUUACUGCCACAAUGAAGGGAAGCACCAGGAGAUAAAGAGGAUGGUGAGGAUGUUGAGAAAGAUUGUGCCUGAUGGAGGUAAUCAAAUGGAUUCUGUUGCUGUUUUAAAUGAAGCUGUUAAAUACCUCAAGUCUCUCAAAGUUGAGGUUGAACAAUUCAGGGUUGAACCAUGAAAAAUGUAAGUUAGUCAUAUGCUGCUGCAACAGUUGACUACAUCCCCAGCUAUGUUUGUUACCUUCUAUGAAUAGCACCCUUUCUCGCCUUGCUCGCCAUCCUAAUGAGAAGAGGCCAUGCUAUCUGAGUAAUAAAUUACGACUGACAUUUUACUUAUUCUGGUUAUGUAAGAAAAUACUGUCAUAAUUGUACUUUUAGGUUGUGUUUGAUUGUGUUUCUAUGCUGGCUUAUUUCUUAUAGCCCCAAAACUCAAUUUUUAUUAUGAAUGUUAUGUUAUGAAUGUACUAAAAAUUUAUAUGGCUGA